This is a messenger RNA of Scomber japonicus (chub mackerel), 1451 nucleotides long. It is a transcript of the gene lemd1, whose product is annotated as LEM domain containing 1. The record is from RefSeq and is a predicted model, not a curated record. Bases 1 to 1287 code for a protein of 428 amino acids. The transcript is spliced from 10 exons. Lineage: Eukaryota; Metazoa; Chordata; Actinopteri; Scombriformes; Scombridae. Gene Ontology annotation, molecular function: DNA binding.
AUGCCGGUGUUUGUGGAGGAUCCUGCUCACUUCUCCAAAUCUCGACUCAAGUCAGAUUUAAUUGCCCACAAUGUCGCGCUGCCACCCUCCAAGAGCAAGAAGCAAGCUUAUGUGGAGCUGCACAUGAAACACGUUGAUCAAAAAAACGCUGCGGAUUUCUCCAGCGACGAAGAGGAUCAAGUGGAAGAAGUGGAAGAAGACGAUACAGAAAUGCCCGACCCAAGUAAUUUGACUGAUGAUGACCUCAGGGCUGCAUUGCUUGUGCAUGGAGUCAAAGCUGGGCCCAUAGUAGGUUCCACCAGAGCCUUGUAUGAGCAGAAGCUCAGGAAGUUGCUUGAGUCUGAUGGACAUGACAAAAGGAAUGGAACAGAGGAAGCUGUAUUGUACUCUGACAGUGAAGAAGAGGAGGAAAAUGGGAAAGAGGAUGAUGAAGAAUCAGGUUCUGAAGGAGCAAGACAAGAAACCGUUGCACAGUCAGAACAGACCCAGAAAAAGAGCAGCCAGGUAGAGUUGCUUUUUCAGAAAGGUGGUUAUGUUUACCCACAGUGUUUUUUACCCUCAUCCAGACUGCGUGCUCGUGCUUCCCGACACAGGGAACCUAGUACCAAGUGGAAUUCAGGGAAUGUGUUAAAAUCAUCAGAGCAGAGUCGGUCUUGGAGCUCCCAGAUUCCCGCAGGAAUUAGUAGAGCAUCCUCUGUUGAUCAACGCUCGGGAUUAGGAUCAGGGAUGGAGAGUCGGACGUCACUCUCUACUAAUGUAGACACUGAGAGAGAGUUGAAUGGGAGCAAUGUUCAGGAGCAUUGGUCGCGGUCCAACGGGGUGGACAUGCCAGCUGUAGACGAGAAUAACCAGUCUGUGUUCUACACUCCCAAGGCUUCCACUUAUGAAUGGAAAACAAAGCUUGCUCCAGAGCCUGUGAAAGAUAUUUACAAGGACUUGAUUCCAGACAUUAAGACCACACCUACAGGGAUCCAUGCCACUCGCCGGAGACCAAUCAAGGGUGCAGCAGGGAGACCUAUCCAGUACGCAUAUCCAGAUACUCCUUCCAGUCCCACCACCCUGGAGAGGCGAGAGGUUGAGCGCCGCCUUGUACCCAUCCACAUACAGAUUUUGGUCUUCUUCAUUGUGGCGUCGCUCUUGUACUUAAUUUAUGCUUGUAUUGAAGACAACUCAUUCAGUCCAUUUGUGGCCUUACUGGACAGUCUAAACCAGGAAUCAGACAUUGAGGAGGGGCUUUUGCUUCAGGCUGAGACCCAGGACACACCAGCACUCUUUGGACAGAAGUAAAACUCAGUUUCUACAGAUGUGAAGGUUGCUUUUUUUUUUGUUAAUGUUUCAGCUUUUAACACGCUAGCUAGCCAUAAUGACUUUGGGAUACAUUCAUGGUGCACAUAUUAAUUUGAACACUUUUUUGUUGACUGUGUUUGUGUGUCUUUUUUGGAGUUUGUUUC